Hermetia illucens (black soldier fly) is the source of this 414-nucleotide messenger RNA. RefSeq names its product chymotrypsin inhibitor Ani s 6-like. The record is from RefSeq and is a predicted model, not a curated record. The transcript is spliced from 2 exons. Lineage: Eukaryota; Metazoa; Arthropoda; Insecta; Diptera; Stratiomyidae. Bases 95 to 358 code for a protein of 87 amino acids.
CUAGUGAUUUUCAUUGUCGACUGGUACUUUGAGGUGUUAAGAACUUAACUCCACAGCUCAAAUCUGAAUAAAGCUGGAAUAUCUAAGUUGAAAAAUGAUGUCAUUCACCUACGUCCAAGUGUUUCUAGUGGCGUGUUUGGUUGCUUUGUGCAGCGGUAGUGAAACGAAAACUUGUCCGCAGAAUGAGGUUUAUCUGACGUGUGGACCGUCCUGCCAAACUGAGUGUGAAAGUUUAAAUAAACCUUGCCUUAUCCGACACAUUAGAUGCCCAGAUGGUUGCUAUUGCAUUAAAAAUUAUGCCCGGAUAUCCCCAGGCGGAAGAUGUGUACCAAUAUCACAGUGUCGUCGGAGAAACUAAACUUUGAUCGGGUCUUUUCUUUACCUAAGAAAGCCAGUUAAUCGGUAGCAAGAGUG